Messenger RNA from Durusdinium trenchii, 1005 nucleotides. NCBI's taxonomy places the organism in Eukaryota, Dinophyceae, Suessiales, Symbiodiniaceae. The record is from the annotation of a GenBank genome assembly.
UAUAAUGUGAAUAUAAGAGUUCUUUCGCUAAUGAAUGAGUUUGCUGCCUCAUCUUGACGGCAACCACAUCUCAGCAAAGAGCGCUCCCUUCGGCGCUUCCCGGCGUCCUUCGUCCGACUUCGGCGGCGGCUUUCCAUGUCGCGCACCAUCCAAGUGAAGGGCGAUCACCCGCAGGGCCUGGCGCUCUGCACCCGGAUUUAUCUCAUGCAGUCCAUGGAGAAGGAGUUUGGCAAAGUCGCCUACUGCAAGAAGCCACCCACCACAGGUGAUCCGGAGACCGAUGUGGCGUUUGUCCAGUUUCAGAAUCAAGAGGACGCGGAACGGGCCGUGACGGCCUUGCGCAAGGGCCUCACGCUGAGUACCACCUGGCAAGGCAUCACCUUGGACAUCAGAGGUGAUUGGAAGCCGGGGGAGUUUGGCAAAGGAAGCAAACCGAGCUCCAGCUUCGUCAAGUGGCAACCGGAGAACGUUGAGGAUUCGCGGUCCUUUCUGACUCGAAAUGCUUCGCGCUCGCGGACCGACAGGCAGCACUGGAGGAGGCCUGAGGAAGACAUUGAGGACACUUGGAAGUGUCCACCCGAAAGCCUUCGUGUGUGUGUGUGUGUGUGUGUGCGCAUUGCAUAAAAACCUCUUCAUAGGAGGUUUCAAGAGGUCUCUUAAGCGGAGGGCGCAUGGGACCGCCGCAUUUUUUGUUUUUGCAUUCUGAGUUGACGUCCGAUGCCAUGCGUUUUCUCUCUCCGAUUUCUGAUGAGGCGUGAUGAAGAGCGACGGAACCAAAGAGAUGAUGGACGAAAAGGGGGCAAUGGAGGGAGGGACAUGAGGGAGGAAAAGCAGGAAAGACGCCAGGAUGGGAGAGAUUUCCGGGGUGACUUCCGGGAUGAAAGGAGGAGAGACGAACGAACUGAUCGGCAAGGUGAAAGGAGAGAUGCCUGGCAAGGUGAAAGGAGAGUGGAGCAAGAUGAAAGACGAGGUGAAAGGAGAGAAGAAUACCGAGGAGGUGAAAGG